Messenger RNA from Cinclus cinclus, 1340 nucleotides. RefSeq names its product complement C1q like 3 (gene C1QL3). Gene Ontology annotation, molecular function: protein binding. The record is from RefSeq and is a predicted model, not a curated record. The coding region runs from base 573 to 1340 and encodes 255 amino acids. NCBI's taxonomy places the organism in Eukaryota, Metazoa, Chordata, Aves, Passeriformes, Cinclidae. The transcript is spliced from 2 exons.
CCGGCUCCGGCUCCGGCUUCAGCGCGGCGGCGCGGUCACUGAGCACCCGGGCACCGGGGAGGCCGGGAGGAGCGUCCCCGCUGAGGGCUGUCGUCUCUGCGAAAAGAGAGGAAGGGAGAGAGAGAGAGAGCGAGGAGGCGAGCGGGGCGAUCGCGAGAGGAAAGGCAAGUUCCAGGGAAAGUUGACUCGGACUGGCACAGCCUGCAAAAAAAAAAAAAAAAAAAAGUCGAUCGCCAGCGGGAGCAUAAAAGUGCGGGCGGCCGGGGCGCGGCGGCAGCUCUCCCUCUCCCGCUCCCGCUCCCGCUCCGCUCCCUCGCCCGCCCGGCGGCUGCAGCGGCCGCAGCGGAGCGCCGCGACCCGCGGGAGCCCCCGCAACACCGGCGGCCCUUGGGAGGGCGGCCGAGCCUCAGGGGAGCCGAGCUCGCGCGGGCUCGGCUUUUUUUCGGCUCUGAGGAGGAACCCCGCCAACCAUCAAGAUUUUGUCCAAAAGCAGACAAGAGGAUCGCCCUGCGCUGAGCCGGCUGGUGGGCAGCAGGCGGCGGCUGAUCGCGGCCGGCGCGCUGGGGGUGGUGAUGGUGCUGCUGCUGGUCAUCCUCAUCCCGGUGCUGGUCAGCUCGGCCGGCACCUCGGCGCACUACGAGAUGCUGGGCACCUGCCGCAUGGUCUGCGACCCCUACGGCGGCACCAAGGCGCCCAGCACGGCGGCCACGCCCGACCGCGGGCUCAUGCAGUCCCUGCCCACCUUCAUCCAGGGGCCCAAGGGGGAGGCCGGCCGGCCGGGCAAAGCGGGACCGCGCGGCCCGCCGGGGGAGCCGGGGCCGCCCGGCCCGGUGGGGCCGCCGGGUGAGAAGGGCGAGCCGGGGCGGCAGGGCCUGCCGGGCCCCCCCGGGGCGCCGGGGCUGAACGCAGCGGGGGCCAUCAGCGCCGCCACCUACAGCACCGUCCCCAAAAUCGCCUUCUACGCCGGCCUCAAGCGGCAGCACGAGGGCUACGAGGUGCUCAAGUUCGACGACGUGGUCACCAACCUCGGCAACCACUACGACCCCACCACCGGCAAGUUCACCUGUUCCAUCCCCGGCAUCUACUUCUUCACAUACCAUGUGCUCAUGCGGGGCGGCGACGGCACCAGUAUGUGGGCCGACCUCUGCAAGAACAACCAGGUUCGAGCUAGUGCAAUUGCUCAGGAUGCUGAUCAGAACUACGACUAUGCCAGUAACAGCGUGGUUCUUCACUUGGAGCCAGGAGAUGAAGUUUACAUUAAAUUAGAUGGAGGAAAAGCACAUGGAGGAAACAACAACAAAUACAGCACAUUUUCUGGAUUUAUUAUUUAUGCUGACUGA